AUGCACCGUGACCCUGGUCUCAUCACAAAGGCGUCGCAAAUCCUUAUGUUGUAUAAUGUUGAUUGUGAUCAGCCGCUGAUUCGUUCUACCUCGAUUUUAGAAGAUUACCUCCCGCUGCCAUGUCUUAUGCGCAGCAGCAGCCUCCGUAUGGGUACCAGCCUGGCGCUCCGCAAGGAUAUGGACCCCCUCCGCCUGGCCCUCAGCCGGGGUAAGUCAGCACCUAUCAACCCAGAAGUCGAUUUUCGCCGUCUUGCCAGGACCAACAAUUGGCGAUACUUAAACCGAGACCGGUCGGCUUCUGUACGCUUUGCGACCGCAAAAGUUGUCGCCUGGUCUGCGGCGAGCUCGUGUCUUGGUCAAUACUUUGGACAUGGUGCUGAUCAACUUGCAAAUGCAGAUACUACCAGCAGCCUGGAUAUGACCAGCAAGGCCAGUACCCGCAAGGCCAGUACCCUCAGUACGCCCAAGGCCAGCCUGGUGGAAUGCAAUACCCAAACCAAGCUCCUCCUCCACCUCAACAGCCUCAAGAACAAAAAUCUGACCGGGGAUGUCUCAUGGGUUGUCUGGCCGCGAUGUGUUGUUGCUUGGCCCUCGACGAUUGCUGCGAAUGCUGCGACGAGUGCUGCUAAACUCUAUGACCCAUGA
This is a messenger RNA of Penicillium psychrosexuale, 645 nucleotides long. RefSeq lists its product as uncharacterized. The record is from RefSeq and is a predicted model, not a curated record. The transcript has 3 exons. Bases 1 to 645 code for a protein of 214 amino acids. Lineage: Eukaryota; Fungi; Ascomycota; Eurotiomycetes; Eurotiales; Aspergillaceae.